This is a messenger RNA of Beauveria bassiana ARSEF 2860, 309 nucleotides long. RefSeq lists its product as uncharacterized. The record is from RefSeq and is a predicted model, not a curated record. Lineage: Eukaryota; Fungi; Ascomycota; Sordariomycetes; Hypocreales; Cordycipitaceae. Bases 1 to 309 code for a protein of 102 amino acids. The transcript has a single exon.
AUGCAGCUUCCUCCGCGCAUGCCUACUGCUGAGCAGAUAUACAACAAGAUGAUUCCUGAGCAGAUGCCCGACAUUCAGAGCAAUUUCCUGCUCGAGAGCAACGGCGGUGACGGCACCAAGGUCCUCAAAGUCCUCGAGGUCAUCCCACUCAUCCUCAUCAGCACCACGGAACGAGUGCGACGAGGGUCCGGCCUUGGCUCCAACGAGGCGUCGAGGUUGAAGCUGUGCCGCUGUGCGGCGUUGAUGGGAUACAGGGAUCAGCCGACCUUGUCUGGCGAGAGAGAGACGAAAGGCCCCAAACUACUUUAG